This is a messenger RNA of Macadamia integrifolia, 1491 nucleotides long. RefSeq names its product M-phase phosphoprotein 6. NCBI's taxonomy places the organism in Eukaryota, Viridiplantae, Streptophyta, Magnoliopsida, Proteales, Proteaceae. Gene Ontology annotation, biological process: maturation of 5.8S rRNA. The transcript is spliced from 5 exons. The record is from RefSeq and is a predicted model, not a curated record. The coding region runs from base 664 to 1230 and encodes 188 amino acids.
AAAGACGAAAGACAUUCCCUUGGCAUUGACAGAAUCAAUCUGAAUCUUGUGUACUCGAGGAUUUAAUAUACGAUAUCAGUGACCGUAUUAGGUGGGAUCGGACCAUUUUACCUCUAAAAGUAUUGAUACCAUUGAUUUUGGGAUCAUUUUAUUCCCUAAUGAUGAUACUGAAACCAAUACCGAUAUCUCAAUAUCGGUAUCGGUUGAUAUUGAUUUGUAUUGAUCAAUAGAUACACUAUACCAAUACAUAUUUGCUUGUACUAGCAUGCCCCAAAGCAGUGAGAGAGAAAUUUUCGAACAAGGGAAGAGACGUGGACCGGUGGAUGUGCUUGUGGACUAGACCGAUUCGAAUUGGUGAUACAAUUGCGGUCCGUCCAAAAAGGUGACCCAUUAAAAAUCAAAUCAACGGUAUGGUAGUGGGGGAUAUUCUUUUCCCUACAAUAGUUAACUGGAUUUUCAGAAUCUUAGAGGGUAGUUACGUCAUUAAAAAAGUUCGCGACUUAUUGGAGUAUAGUUUCCAGUUACUGUUGGAACUUGAAACCCUCAUUUUUCACUUUGAAGCAGAGGUGCAGCUCCGGAGUCCGGACAGGAGCCGCUCGGACUUACCUGAGGAUUCCUCGGUCUCUCUCUCUCUCUCUCUCUCUCUCAAACCCAGCAAGCAGAAUGGCGAAGCGUGAGCUCUCCAGCACCUUGAAGAAUUUGAAGUUCAUGCAAAGGGCAGUUCAGAAAGAGGAGAAACAAAAGAAAGAAGAAGAUGAGGUCAAACCCGUCGGAAAUUUCGUCUCUGCUAACACCCACAGGAAAUGCAUAGUCAUAAUGGAAGGGUCUCCCCAUCCAGGGGCAUUGAAAGGUCGGAUGUCAUUUCAAAGUUUUAAUCCUUCUAUUGAUAAAUUGAAUGAAGAAAUAGCAACUCCUGGUCAAUCAGAAGCGUCGUCCACAAGUGCUGGCAAUCAAAUCAGUUAUGAUAGAGAGAAUGAAUCCUCGCAGAUCAGAUCAGAAGACUCAUAUGUAGCUAGAUCUGAUAGUAAUUCUGAUGUAGACCAUAAAAGGAAACAACCAGAUGCUAACAAGGGAACACAUCCUCCAAAUAAAUCUCAGAGAAAUGCAAGUGAAGGAGGUGAUCAAUGUUCAUCAGCAGGUAGCAGUAAAGGCUCUUCCAAGCAACAUAAGCGUGAUAAGUUGGACUGGAAUGUUCUAAGACCACCAAAGUCUGACAACAAGCGGGUUUGAACAUGCUUUGCGAUCAUUUUAGUAGAUGUGUGAUUGUUCCACCUGCAUCCAGGUUUUAACAAAUUUAAAUCCAUAUCAUAUGAUGUUUUCAGUACAAGAAAAUUUCUUUUUUCUUAACAAGUUUUUUGAUUCUGUGGCCUUCACAGGAGGGCUAGUUGUUUCAUUGGAUUAUAUCUGUAGUUUGUAGUUUUUUUCGUCUGUUUUUUUGGGUCGGAAGUUUGUAGUUGGUUUAACAGUCUAAAGAGGAAUUGAUUGUCUAAA